Penaeus chinensis is the source of this 4959-nucleotide messenger RNA. RefSeq lists its product as uncharacterized. The record is from RefSeq and is a predicted model, not a curated record. The transcript has a single exon. NCBI's taxonomy places the organism in Eukaryota, Metazoa, Arthropoda, Malacostraca, Decapoda, Penaeidae. The coding region runs from base 1321 to 2355 and encodes 344 amino acids. Gene Ontology annotation, molecular function: catalytic activity.
UCAUUAUUAGCUUAGCUGGUGAAACAAAAGCAUCCAACUUUAAUAAUCCCAUAAAAUUAACUGAUUACAUAAACAAAUCAGAAUUUCAAAAAUACAUAAUUGAAGACUCCUUAAGAGUAUUGGGUAAAGGGAAAGCAAUCAGAUUUGAGGUCAAAGAUAUAAAUAAACUGAGUCCUCUUCACCAAAUUCAAAAUCUGGGAGAAUGGCAAAUUAGUUGCAAACAACCUGCCUCUAGUAAAAACUUAGGCUGUUCUUAUGGUACAAUUUUCCCAGUAGAGACAGACAUAAGCCCUGAGAUAAUAAAAGAAAAAAUAAGAUCAAUCAGUGGAAAAAACUCUGAAAUAAUAGAGAUAAUAAGAAUUUAAAAAAUAAAUAAAGAUAAGGAAAAUGAAAACAAAUGAAUGGAAACUAAAUCAUUAAGAAUAACUUUUAAAGGUCCCCUACCAGAAAAGGUAGCAAUAGGACAUACUUCAUACACUGUGAAUCAAUAUACUUUCCCAAUCCCAAAGUGUUUUAAUUGUCUCAGGUAUGGCCAUGGGAUAAUGACUUGCAAAAACAAAAAACGUUGUAGUAAAUGUAGCCAAUUUGACCACAGCUACAAAGAUUGCUCAAACUUAGAAUAUUGUUUUUAUUGUCAGAAUAAUCAUGCACCAAACACAAACAUAUGUAAAAUUCACAAGGAGGCACAAGAAAUAAACAAAAAAAAUAUAACACCAAACAACUUAGAAAUAAAAAGACAGUUUCAAGAACUUAAACCAAUACAAAUGAAAUUAACUAACGAAACAAUUACAUUUACACCAGUAAAUAAACAGAUCACAACAAAUGAUACAAACAAACAACAAGUUAAAAUAAAAACAUACUCUCAAACAAAAGAACAGAGUUCACCAACAACAUAUGCACAAACAUUAAACCAAUCUCCGAGUUUAACUUUGGAACAAAGAACGCCCAAAAGAACAAAAACACAAAAUACAAUCAACAAACAAAACGAAACAACAAACACACCAGAAAAAACAAAACAAACAAACAAUGAAUACUCAAGGGAAAAACAAAACAGUCUAAACCAAGCCCUCACUAAACCCUCAUUCCAAAAUGAAUCCCCUGUAGCAUGGACAUUACCAACCCCAAUUAAAGAAAUGAAAACACAAAAUGAAAACCAAAGGGAAAUAAAAGAUUUCUCAUGGAUUGAAACAAUAAAUGAAAUAGUCAACAUAAUUACAAAUGUAAUGACCAAUUUAAGUUCAGAAAAGUCAAUGAUAGAAAUAUUCACAGAUGCCAUAAAAGAAAUAUUGCCAACAGUUAAAAACUUGAUCAAACACCUUAAUGAAUAAAAUAAUGUUAUGGAAUAUAAGAUCAAUACAAAACAAAAAGUCAGAAUUAAAUUAUUUGAUAUAUAAAGAACAACCAGAAAUAAUAGGUAUUUGCGAAACUUGGCUAAAAGGCAAAGAUAAAUUUUCCAUACCAAAUUAUCAAAUAUUAAGGAAAGAUAGGAUAGAACAUACAGGAGGAGGCCUAGCUUUCUGUAUUAAAAAUGAUAUUCAAUUUAGACCCAUAAUUUUAAGUGAUAGAUAUAGAAAUAGAAUAGAAACAUCAGGAAUAAUGAUAAACUAUAAAAACAAAUGGCUAAAUGUUUUACUGAUGUACAAUCCCUGUAAUAAUUUAAAUACGGAAGAAAUAGAUUAUUAUAUAAAUCAAAUUGGAGACCCAAAAAUAAUAAUAGGAGAUUUCAACGCACAUCAUAUCUGCUGGAAUCCUAAAUUGAACGCAAAAUUGGCAAACAAAACUGGCAAAAGCAUAUUUGAAAUCAUUAAUCAAAAUAAUAUAAUAGUAUUAACACCACCAGGCCUAACUACAAGAAUUGAUCCUCAAAGUGCAAAAGGAACCACAAUAGACCUAGUAUUAGCAACACCAUCGCUAGCGCAUUUUGAAGUAGAAACAGGCCCAAAUCUAGGAAGUGACCAUUUUCCAAUAAUUAUAAAAGAUAAUAAUCAUACAAAAGAUAUCCUUUCCAAAGAAAAAAAAUGGAGAUACACAGAAGAAGGUUGGAAUAGAUUCCAGAAAGAAUUGACAGAUAAAGAUUUAGAUAAUAUAACUUCCCUAAAUGAAUUAAUAGAUCUAUUAAAAGACACAGGUUUAAAAUGUUUCAAAUUUGAAAACAAUAUCAAUAAAAACAAACCAAAUAAACCAUGGUGGAAUGAGAGAUGUAAGGAAAUAGUAAAACUUAGAAAUAGAGCUUUCAAUAAAUGGAGGAAAAAACCAAAUAAAGAAAACCAAAUAGACUAUAAAAUAUUAGUAAUAAAAACUAGACAAAUAAUAGAGAGAAAAGAGAAUCGUGGGAAAAAUUUUGUACAACAUUAGAUUUUAAAACUCCUCAAAAAAAAAUCUGGAAUUUCUUUAAAAAGAUAACAGGAAAAAUAACCAUAACUAAUUUCACUCUAAUAGAGAAUGAUCUCCCAGUUUCAGAAAUGCCCAAAAAACUAAAACUAUUCAAAAAAGAAUAUGAAAAUGCAGUAAAUAAGAGGCCCAAGAAAAUAUUGACAAACGAAGAGAGAGAGAGAUUAUUAAAUCUCCCAAAUAAUAUGGAAUUGAAUAAAGAUAUAGAGAUCAAUGAAUUGUUCUCAGCCAUAAGGAAUACGAAAAGAAAUAAAGCCUAUGGCCCAGAUGAAAUCCCUUACGAAUUCUAUAAAUAUGCGCCAGAAAAAAUAAUAAAAAAAAUAUUAAAAGAAAUCAACAAUUAUUGGAAUAAAGGAGAAUAUCCAGAAGAAUUCAAAAAUGUUAUAAUAAAUCCAUUAAAUAAACCUGGUAAAAAACCUUCAGAAACAAAAUCAUAUAGAUUUAUAAGUAGAAUAUCUUCACUGGGAAAAAUUUAUGAAAAUAUAAUAACAAAGAGACUAAUGUGGUGGUUAGAAACUAACAACAAAUUAGAUGAAGACCUUACAGGAUUUAGACCGAAUAAAAAGCACAACAGAUGCGCUACAAAUAAUAGACGCACACAUAAUUAAAGCAAUCAAUGAUAAAAAAUAUGCACUACUAGCAUGCAUAGACUUAGAAAAAGCAUUUGACACGAUAAAUCAUGAUGCUUUAUUAAUAAAAAUGUCGAAAUUAGGAAUUACAGGUAAUUUAUUAAAUUGGACUCACAAUUUUCUUAAAGAAAGAAGGUUCAAAAUAAAAAUAGGUGAAGAAUUGUCGGAAAAAGGAAAAAUGUCAAGCGGAGUACCGCAGGGCUCUCCAAUAAGCCCAACGUUAUUCAAUAUAAUGAUAACAGACUUAAAAUUACCUGAAAUCAUAAAUAAAAUAAUUUAUGCAGACGACAUAACCUUAAUAACAGUAAACAAUGAUCUGACAGAAGCAACAAAUAAUAUAGAAGGAGCUUUAAAAAACCUUAAAGAAUGGGCCACUACAUGGGAUUUAAAAAUUAAUUUAACAAAAAGCAAAAUAAUGUGUUUUACACAUAAAAAAAAUAAGAAAUAUUCCUAUCAUAAAAAUAGAUGAUGAAGAAAUGGUGUUUGCAAAGAAUCAUGAUAUCUUAGGACUAAGAUUUGAUGCACCUAGACUAAACUGGAAAGAACAUAUAGAAAAUAUAAGGAUAAGAUCUUUAAAAAGAAUAGAUAUAAUGAAAAAACUAGCUUCAUACACAUGGGGUGCUAACAAAGAAACACUGUUAAAAUUUUACAAUAUAUAUAUUAAACCUAAAAUAGAAUAUGGUUUAUCCAUUUAUGGAAAUGCAAAAAAUACAGAAUUAAAAAAACUUGAUACAGUGCAAAAUUUAGCUCUAAGAAUAGCAACGGGAUGUUUCAGAUCCACCCCAAUAAUAUCUAUGCAGGCACUAACCAACAUUAUUCCAAUAGAAAUAAGAAUAAAAGAAAUAGAAUGCAUUCAGCUAGCAAAAAUAUUAGAGAAACCUAAUAAAACACCCUUAAAACAACUAGUAAUAAAUAAUAUCAAAGAAUAUAAUAUAAGAAAAGAUAAAAGAUUAUUAAUUUACAGGGCAUUAAAAACUUGUAAAGAUUUAAAACUCAAUAUAAAAUCUAAUAUAGUACAAAAUAUAACCCCAAUACCACCAUGGUAUGAUAUUUCUCAAUAUGUAGAAACUCAGUUCAUAAACAACCAUCCAAAAGAACUUUCAGAACAAAUAAUUAAAAAACAAUUUUUGCGGUUAGAAAAUACAACAUAUAGAGAUAAACAAAAAAUUUUCAGACGGGUCAAAAAUAAAAGAACCUGAGUCAGUUUCAGCCGCAAUAUAUAUUCCAAAUGUAAACAUCACAACAAUCUGGAAGCUACCAAAAUAUAUAAAUAUCACGGAAGCAGAGCUAUUUGCAAUAAAACAGGGACUACAUUAUAUUCAGAACAAUAAAAUAUCAAACUCGGUAAUCUUCACAGAUUCUUAUUCAGCAUUACAAUUGAUAGUAAACCAAAGACCCAAAAACCACAAACACAUCACUUAUGACAUUCAGCAAACAAUACACACAUUAUCAAAACAGAAACAGAACAUCAAAUUACAAUGGAUCCCAUCCCAUAAAGGCAUCAGUGGUAAUGAAAUAGUAGAUCAAGCGGCAAAAAGAGCACACAGAAUAGCAAAUCCCACAGUCAUAACAAAAGACAUUAAUAAUGUGAAAAAAGAAAUAAAAAACAAAAGCAGAAAAACAUGGGAGGAACAACUAUCAGAAAUAUUAAAUACAAAAAAUUAUUAUAUUAAAGACAACAAACCUAACCUUUGGACAAGAUCAAAAAAUAGAAAACUAGAUGUCUGUUUAUCACGUAUAAAAACAAAGCAUACAAGACUAAAACAACAUCUAUAUAGAAUAAAAAUGGAGACAGACCCAACAUGCAGAUGGUGCCAAUAUGAAGAAGAAACCAUAGAACACCUAACACUCCAAUGCCCAAGAUUUAACUCCCAUAGAAAAAAACUUUUUGAAUCAUUAAAAAGAAUAAAAAUAAAUAAUCCAAAUAUGUCUCUUUUAA